AUGAUUGAUGAACUGUUGGUUCACAUCUCUGCCCCAACUACGCGACAAAGCGACCAACUCUACCAGUCUUUGGCCGAUGCCUAUCUUACAUUUGAGGCAAAUUUACCUCAUCGGGAAAAUUCCCGGCAGCUUGAUGUUGCGAAUCAAUCUGCCCUGCCGGGGUUGAAUGAUAUAGCUCCAGGGCAAGGGAGUUUAUUCCGAGGCACCGCGGACACUUCCAACUUAUCUAUGAGCAAAGAUUCUUACGGCAGCUUCCCGUCACAUUUAUCUUUGAGUGGACUUAAGAAUCAUGAGAAUGCUACCAUUCAGUCCAAUGAGCAUGUAGUCAAAGAUCCACCGCUCACGCCCGGUCGACUUGCUCAAUCAAAGCAUGCACGCCAUGAUGGGAAAUACCGAAGAACUCUUAGGUCGAGCUCCAUCAAGGGAAAACCGCUAGCGGAAAAGAUUCCAGGUACUCCAGGCGAUGUCGACCUAGGCUUUGUUGAGGACACGCAGCCGGAUACUGAAGUUCUCCAGAGUCAAUUACAGGACAGCUAUUUGAAGAGUUAUGACAAUACACCUGCAAAUGAUACGGAUGAAGAACGGAUUCAAGACAGCACUAUCGAGGCCUUAGUCACAGCAACACCUGAUACGAAAGAAGACUUUCCAGAACGUCGACGAAGUAUGCGCUUGAAAACGGCGAGUAUCGUAGCAGAGACACCUAUGCCCACUGCGAAGCUGUCUGCAAAACCUGAUGCUAUUGCAACAUCCCAAAGGCCUGUCAGUUCAGACAGUGCUCUGAAUCCAUCCUCGCCAGCAUUAUGGCAUACGACAUGCGAAGAAAAAGAGCCUGAGGACAGUAGCCAAGUCACUCCACCUAUAGAUUUCUCCAAACUUCAAAUCGACGUUUAUCCACCAGAACCCAAGAUAUCAACAGAGCAACCGGGUACGCUGCCUUCUCAAAUCACUCCACAACUAGCAGCACUCAAACAGCAAAAUCCGAAGCGUUUCAAGCCAAUCAGGAUAGUAAAUAAGCCGAAACCCGAUGAUCGUGGGUACUGGUUAAUCAGCUGUUCGCAUUGGAGUGCGCAGCUUCAACAAGCAUUUUGGAACAACAUCUGUGAGCAAGUCACAAGUGGAAAACUCGGCUGGGGUGUGAUGCUGUACCGAGAAGGUCGCACUUCUCGCUCAUUGGGCCAAGUGAAGCUGUACUGCUGGGGAGAGAUUGUAGAGCAUACAUGGUUAGUCUUAUGGUUAUGCUCUGAGGGGAAAGUAUCGGGUUCGAGACUGCAAUGGAUUGAUGCUGAUGGAAAUGCGGCGUUUUCAAUGUCCUGA
Bipolaris victoriae FI3 is the source of this 1314-nucleotide messenger RNA. RefSeq lists its product as hypothetical. Bases 1 to 1314 code for a protein of 437 amino acids. Lineage: Eukaryota; Fungi; Ascomycota; Dothideomycetes; Pleosporales; Pleosporaceae. The transcript has a single exon. The record is from RefSeq and is a predicted model, not a curated record.